Messenger RNA from Culex pipiens pallens (northern house mosquito), 2940 nucleotides. RefSeq names its product gamma-tubulin complex component 2 homolog. The record is from RefSeq and is a predicted model, not a curated record. Gene Ontology annotation, biological process: microtubule nucleation; mitotic cell cycle; spindle assembly. Lineage: Eukaryota; Metazoa; Arthropoda; Insecta; Diptera; Culicidae. Gene Ontology annotation, molecular function: microtubule minus-end binding; gamma-tubulin binding. The coding region runs from base 139 to 2700 and encodes 853 amino acids. Gene Ontology annotation, cellular component: spindle pole; centrosome; gamma-tubulin small complex. The transcript has 6 exons.
CACACGCAAAAAGUUUGCGAAAAUUGCCAAAAUAACGCAGAAGAAAGUUUUUUAAGUUGUUUGUCGAUACAGUCCGUUGAAUUUGCAUUUGUUAUGAAAAUUGUACACAUUUAGCAGCAGGGAAAUAGUUUCAAAGUGAUGUCGGAAGUGCGAGCGAAGAAAGCCCUCGCGGAGCUGGUCAAGAAAUCCGGAACCACGUACAGCGCGGACAACAUCUUCACCUUCUUCCGGAAUAAGGAUGGCAAGGUGAGCAACAAGCGGCUCGGAGCCCUGCUGGCACAGAUCUUCAAAACGACCCCGAACGGGGCCAAAUACGUGGAGGAGUUCGUUUCGUCCAACCCGAAGGACACGUACGGGGCGUUGAUCGUGCUUCUCAACACCUUUGUGCAGGACUGCAAGAACGCGCACGCCGAGAAACCGCUGGCCGGACCGGAGGUGGAUUCCGUCUCGAAGCGGGCGAAGAUUUUCGAGAGUCCUCCGCUGUCCUCGACGAGGAUCGUGACGGAGCAGAUUACGCCGGAGAGUGUGCAGGAGAUUCGGGAGAAGAUUGUGCAGACCACGAUUGGAGCGGCGGCGGCCGCUGCCGGGGUGAAUCGAUCGGCUGGGUCGCUUCCGGCGGCGGCGUUGAUUCCGCAGACGUUCGAGUACCUGUCGAAGAAGGGUUCGAUCGUGACGUGGAACUUUAACUACGAGGAUCUGUACCCGAUGCAGAGCAAGAACGUGGCAGCGAUUCCGCUCAGCUCGCAGGAGCCGAUCGUGUUGAAGGAGUUGCUGGAUUGCUUGGUGGGCGUGAAGGGGUCGCUGCUGUCGCCGAAGAAGUCUAGCCGGAACGUGGUUGGGGUUUAUCCGGUUGAGUUUGAAAUCUCCGAGCAAAUUGAAGACUCGCUGAAGGACAUCGUGCGGGAGAUUCUUCCAUUGGCGUCGCAUUACUCGCAGGUUCAAGAUUUUAUUGCUGCGUCCAGUUCACUCGAAAGUGGCCAAAUUCUGCAGGCACUCCGUGCCGCGCUUCAGUCUAUCGUCAAUGAUUACUAUCUUUCGAUCACCCAGCUGGAAGAUCUGUUCCUUAAGCAGCAACUAACAUUCCACAAGUUGCUGUACUUCUUGCGGCCGGUGUUCCACACGAUGGAGGUCCUCGCGGAGACGGUGACCGCAAUUCGGCAAACCAACUGCCGCGGUGGAACCGUCUUGACGCUGCUGCACGAUAAGAUAACUUCGACCACGGGCGACGAGAAGAGCCAGAAGGUGCUGAUCCACCUGAUUGAGCAGGCGGCCGUGCCGUACAUGGAGAUGCUGCAGCUGUGGAUCCGCGAGGGCGUCAUCAGCGAUCCCCGGCGGGAGUUCCUGAUCGAGCAUAACGUGAUGGAUCUGGCCGAGAACGAGCUGAUGGACUACUGGGAGCGGCAGUACACCAUUCGGGCGGACAAGGUGCCGUGCUUUUUGAACAAGUACGCGGACGUCAUUCUGCGCACCGGAAAGUACCUGAACGUGAUUCGGGAAUGCGGAAGUUCCGUCGACUAUCAGCAGCAAGUGACGGCCACCCUGCGGUACACCCACUCCGACCAGGGCUACAUCACGACCAUCGAGGACGCGUACAACUUCGCCUCCUCCUCGCUGCUGAAUCUCAUCAUGGACAAGUACAACCUGAUGGGCCGUCUCUACUCCGUCAAGCGGUACUUCCUACUCCAACAGGGUGACUUCAUCUCUCAGUUCAUGGACGCGUGCGAGGAAGAUCUGAACAAGGACGUGGACAAUCUGCGCCCGAUGCGGCUCGAAAAUCUGCUCGAAGUAACGCUGAACAUGUCCUCGGCACGGUACGACGAGUACCACGACGACCUGAAGACGCAACUGCUGCCGUACGGGAUCGUCACGCAAAUCUCGAAAAUUGUCAAAAAAGAGGACGUCUUUUUGGACGCCCUCGGGGACACUUCGCAGCUGAAGGGCAUCGAGUGCUUCACCUUCAGCUACAACGCCCAGUGGCCGGUUUCGAUCGUGCUGAACCGCCUCACCAUCUCCAAGUACCAGAUGAUCUUCCGGCAGUUGUUUUAUUUAAAGUAUGUCGAGCGGAUUCUGUGCCGCGUUUGGAUCGCCAACAACCGGACGAAGCAGUUCGCGCCGCAAACGGCCAAGCUGUACCGAUCGGCGUUCACGCUGCGACAAAAGAUGCUGAUUGCCAUCCAGAACUUUGAGUCGUACAUGAUGAUCGAGGUGAUCGAACCCAACUGGCACAUCUUCUACCAGAACAUCAAGCAGAUCAAAAAUAUCGACGAUGUGCUAAACUACCACCAGGACUUCCUGGACCAGUGUAUCAAAAACUGCAUGCUGACUGAUCCGGACCUGCUGAAGAACAUCAUCAAUCUGUGCAACAUUUGCAUCCAGUUUUGCGCAUUCCUUGCGGAGGCACAGCGACACUUCGUUGACGCGGAGCUCUGUUCGAUGUUGGCCUCCACCGACGACUUUUCGCUGUCCUCCGAGUCCGACUAUGACUUUGCAUGCCAGCAGGACGCCACCACGAUGGAACCGACGGAGACGUUCUCCGAGCGGGUCGAGCACUUCCGGGCAGACUUUACGAACCUGCUGCUGUCGCUGCUGCGCAAAAUCACCGACAUCGCCACCCAGAACCCGUCGGAGAAGUUUAUCAACCUGAUUCACCGAAUCAACUUCAACUCGUAUUACAGCGACAACUUUGAGAGUUGCCCGUAAGGUGAAAACUUGGUGGAACCAGAUUGGCGCGCGCUCGCUCUCUCCGUUUGCUGUUUAGUCUUAUGAAUAAUCACGUUGCCAAAGCGUACCUGCCGUUCGUUCCUUUGCCGCAAACAAUCUCCUCCCCAGUAAGAGUGUGGACCAAUUGAGAUUCCGCUCGCCGACUAACAAAACAGCAAAACUCUGUUUUUAAAAACGAUAAAUAGAAUACGCACUAAAUAAAACUAAUAGCUAACUGAG